Messenger RNA from Amphiprion ocellaris (clown anemonefish), 3891 nucleotides. Its product is annotated as cell division control protein 42 homolog. Gene Ontology annotation, biological process: modification of synaptic structure; small GTPase-mediated signal transduction. Bases 91 to 666 code for a protein of 191 amino acids. The record is from RefSeq and is a predicted model, not a curated record. The transcript is spliced from 6 exons. Gene Ontology annotation, cellular component: dendritic spine. Gene Ontology annotation, molecular function: GTP binding; GTPase activity. Lineage: Eukaryota; Metazoa; Chordata; Actinopteri; Pomacentridae.
ACACAGCACGUCACAUUUCCGUGGACAUUUACGGGAAGCACCUGAACGCAGCACCACAUUAGCAGCACUCCGGCGGCGGUGAGCAGAAAGAUGCAGACUAUAAAGUGUGUGGUGGUUGGCGAUGGUGCAGUGGGAAAGACCUGCCUGCUUAUCUCUUAUACCACCAACAAGUUUCCCUCUGAAUACGUCCCCACGGUGUUUGAUAACUAUGCUGUGACAGUGAUGAUUGGCGGGGAACCGUACACUCUGGGACUGUUUGACACUGCAGGUCAGGAGGACUACGACAGACUGCGACCCCUCAGCUAUCCUCAGACCGACGUCUUCCUCGUCUGUUUCUCCGUCGUGUCGCCCUCCUCCUUUGAGAACGUCAGAGAGAAGUGGGUGCCAGAAAUUUCACACCACUGCCCACGGACGCCCUUCCUGCUGGUCGGGACUCAGGUGGAUCUGAGAGAUGACAGCAACACUCUGGAGAAACUGGCCAAGAACAAACAGCGAGCCCUGACCUGUGAGAGCGGAGAGAAGCUGGGCCGCGAGCUGAAGGCCGUCAAAUACGUGGAGUGCUCGGCUCUUACGCAGAGAGGACUGAAGAAUGUGUUUGAUGAGGCCAUCCUGGCAGCUCUGGAGCCUCCAGACAACAAACCCAAGAAGCGCUGCGUCCUGUUGUAGACGCCACCAGAAGAAGAAGAAGAGGAGGAGGAAGAAGAGGAGGACGAGGAGGACAGGGAGGUGAUGAUGAACCCAGAUGGGAACCGAGGGGGGGAGAACCGAGGGAGGGGUGGGAGGGUAUGGAGGUGGACGAGGCAGACGUGUUUAAACAGUGCCUUCAGUCGUAGUGACUUAACUUGGGUGUGGUUUUGGAACAGACGGGCGAUUCAUGUCAGCCUAAUAUGACUAACACAUUUGAACAACACUCCUCACUACCCAGGAAACGGGGUUUUAAUAAUGGGAGGAAGCAGCACAGAGGUUUGAACUUCAGAUGCCUUGAAGACAUACACAAUGGAUGGAGUCACGUUUACAGCUGAAACUGGCGACCGCCUUCAUUAGAAAGUCAUAAAAAUCUCUGCACAAAUCAUUAGAGUCUUAAAGAAUGAUGUAAAAUGACUGAACCUAGUUUGGGGGGAUCCGUGUUUGGCCUGUAAACUGCUGGUUUUAGUUUUAAUGAUCUGCUGUUGUUUGGGUUCCUGCACCGCGCGACUUGGAAAAAUAAAAAGUUUUGAAGUGGAAAAAAUUAUGUCUUUGGUCUGCAGUAGAGAAAAUGGCACCACAUCGUCAGCUUUUAACACCGCUUCCGGGCAGCUUUUCAACCUUAUGGGAUGUUUCAACGGCAACAUCCCAUCAGAGCUUCAGCAGUCAGUGACGUCUGGAACAUGACUUCAUCCAUGUGAAAGGAAACUCAAACUAUGGCUACACUGAAUGUAAGCAGACUGUAAUCAAUGUACACAAAACAAUGGAGCAAUCUUUUAUUUAUAGUUUUAGUGCAUAGAAACAGAUCUUAACCCUCCUGUUGUCUUCAUUUACGGGCACCAAAAAAUAUAGUUUCCUUGUCUGAAAAAAAUCCAAAAAUUCAGCAAAAAAAAUUCCCCAAAUUUCUGCAAAUUUGCAAAACCUUCAAUAAGAAAAUUCCAAUCAUUCCUUAAAAGUUUCCCUUAAAAGUUUUAUUUAAAAAAAAAAAAAAAUCCCCCUAAUUUGGCAAGAAAAUUCUUGUAAAUAUUUUCAAAAAAUUAGUAAAAAUCUUCAAAAAAAAUCCUAAAAAUAUCUAAAGUGAUUCCAUAUAUAUCAGUAAAACUUCUAAUAUUUUCUUUAAGAACAUUCACAUAAAAAUCGAUUUUUAUGUGAAUGUUCUUAAGAAACAUUUUUAACAUUUCUUUUUUCCACCAAAAAAUGUUCAAAGAUUUCCCAAAAAUGUUGAAAAUGUGGACAUCAGAAGUUUCACUGAAUUUUUUUUUUCUUUCCACAUUUUCAAACCUUUAACCGGGUCAAUUUUGACCUGCAGGACAACAGUCGGGUUAAAGUGUGAAUAUUGUGUGAAAUGAAGCUACAGGUACAGAGGAAAUGAACACCCUGCAGCGUUUAUUUGUCAGUACCAGCUAACUUUAACCUGUAGGUGUUAACUUAAACGUUACACAAACUUGCAUCUAAAACCUGAAGACACGACAAUCCCAAAAUGAAAGCUCACCUUCACCCUACGAUGUACGAUACGUUCCACGACACGUCCGCCCGGCGACAGGUUCAGUGUAGCCACAGGAUCAGAUCUUUACUGACUGACAGAACACACACACGUCCAUGCAGUAGUUCACGGUGCCUACAUGCAUACUAGCAGCAAUUUAUUUUAAACUUUCUCAGUGAAAACGCUGCUUUCCAAACAAUUUUCUCUCCUAAAUUCUCCUAAAGUCGUCUGGCUACAAAUGUAGAGCAAUCACCAAAUUCAGUCAGAGUCACGGGGUUUUCACCUGACAACACGUGAAUGUUUGGCAAACAGAGGCCUUUUCUCUGCAGAAGCAGACACAGAAUCUCUAUUGAACAGUGGAUGUUCAUUAAUGUUGACUAAAAACUCUAAACUGCACACAGAUCUGGAGGCGUUUCAUUCAAGGUGUUCAGAAUCAUCAGCACCAAGAUGAUCAGAACUGAGAAUAAAUCUACAAAUUCAAUGAUUUAACCACUGUUGUCAGUCAGGGUUUAAUUUAGGUAGCAUUUCUGUUCAUCAAAUAGUCAGAAAUAACAAGAAAAUGAAGAGAUUUCUGUCAGACUUAUACUCAUACUUAUGGUUGUGCAGAGUCACCAAACACAGAUAACUGAAUAUUAUUAGAAGUGGCUUCAUGUUGCACACAGAAAACUUGAAUUUUAAGCCUUAAUUUCACUUUGAUUGUUCCAAAUGAGUGUCAAACAUCAGCAAAUGAAUCUUCCAGCUCUGGAAACGCCUUAAGAAACAAUAUUUCCUUUCCCUACUGGAGAUAUUCGCUGCCUUAUUCCUUACAACCAGUCGACACGGUGGAAAUGUUCCCUCUUUUUGUCUUAAAAUGAAGCCUAACACUGUUAAAGCAGACGUGGCCAAAGAGCAAACAGCUGUUUUACCACCUCCUCACAGAUCUCCUGCUUCUCUCUUCUCCUGACUGGAAGCCUCAAGAUGUGUUAGCACCUCCUGGAGGCCUUAAAGGGGAACGCCGCUCAGUUUAAAGGUUCAUUUGUGCCGUUUCUUUGGCCAAACGUAGACCAAAUUAUAACGCGAGGACAUAAAGAAACGUCACAGUUUAGACUUGAAUCCAUAGCGUCACCAGUUGCACCUUCAGUUAUCUAGAAGCAGCUUCACAGGGUUCAGAAGUUUUUCAGAUAUUAGAUGUGUUUCAUGAGAAUGCUGCCGAUUCCAAUCGGCACAAUGAAGAGUAAUAAAAAGACGUUUUAUUCGUCAUUCUCAAACUGAGCAACAGAAGGUGGAUUAAUUGAUUCUAAUGUUAUCUAGGAAACUAUUCAACCCUUAAACUGAACGUAUUUCCCAUCAAAAUGAACUGAAAUUCCACUUUUCUUCUCAUUUCUUUCUCUAUAGUUUUGGAGAUGACUGUUUAUUCCGAUAAUGUAUGGAUGAUUACAAGUAUUAUAGAUAUUUUUCUUUGCUCCUUUAUUGUUUCGUAGGGGAACAUUAUCGUAGCACGUUGUUUGGAGUUUUUAUUUCUUUUUUCUUUUUAGAUAUUUUUACUUAUUACUGGAUGGUUGAGUGCCAACAGUUAGAUUGAGUAUGGCCGACCUGGUUUGACAAACUAAACAAUCCUGAUUAUAAGCUUUUGAUGGCAGAAAACAGAACAGCUGAAGCAAUAAUUCCAGAUGUGGGAAACUCUGUACUGAAAGAUGAAUGUUGGAAGUUGUGGGUGUUUGGAAAUAAUAAAAACAAUACUUGAA